Fusarium sp. VM40 is the source of this 1575-nucleotide messenger RNA. The record is from the annotation of a GenBank genome assembly. Lineage: Eukaryota; Fungi; Ascomycota; Sordariomycetes; Hypocreales; Nectriaceae.
AUGAAAUUACUUCGACCCGUAUCAACCACCAGGCUCUCAGCCAGAAGUCUGCUGCAGCGCUCCCUAUCCAGUGCAAGAUCGGUUCCGGCUCAUCUUGAUUUCCGUGUGUUUGUGGACACACUGCGCGAAGACAACGACUUAGCCGACAUAAGAGCUGAAGUCGACCCAAAGCUGGAGGUUGCAGCUGCCAUCCGUCUGGCAUACGAACAGCGCACCAAAGCCCCAUUAUUCCACAAUGUGAAAGGGGCACAAAAUGGUUUAUUUCGCAUCCUUGGCGCACCAGCAGGGCUAUCGAGCGAUCCAAAGCUCCCAUAUCGACGACUUGCACGUCACCUCGCCCUUCCAGGCGAAGCCGGUGUGAAAGAUGUAAUCGACAAGAUGCUCUCGGCCAAGGGCGAAAAGCCCCUCCCUCCUGUGCACGUAUCAACCGGACCCUGCAAGGAGAGGAUCAUUACGGGUGAAGAUGUCGAUCUCACUAAAUUACCAGCCCCUCUCCUUAACCAGGCAGAUGGGGGGAAUUACAUACAGACGCUGGGAAUCAACAUCUUGCCCCACCCAACGGAGCCAUGGACAAACUGGUCCAUCGCACGAGCUAUGGUGUAUGACAAGACACGGAUGGUCGGUCUCAUCAUGAAACCACAGCAUAUUGCCCGAAUUUUCGGGGAAUGGAAAAAGACUGGUCAAGACGUACCCUAUGCCAUUGCCCUAGGUGCGCCGCCCAUUGCUACCAUGGCAGCGAGCAUGCCACUGCCGGCUGGUGUAUCCGAGGCUGAGUAUGUUGGCGCGCUCUGCGGUUCUCCUUUAGAACUCGUCAAGUGCGAAACCAACAAUAUUUAUGUCCCUGCAAACAGCGAGAUCGUGCUGGAAGGUACGAUUUCUAUCACGGACACUGCCAAGGAGGGCCCAUUCGGCGAGAUGCACGGCUACAGCUUCCUGGACGAGGGUUCCAUGCAGCCUCUCUAUACUGUCAAUGCAAUCACUCACCGUGAAAACCCAAUUCUCCCCGUGUGUGUGCCUGGGCGUGCGAACCUUGGCCCAGACGAGACACACACAAUGAUAGGAACGCUGGCUUCCGCCGAGAUGCGCCAGUUACUGCAAGAUCACGGCUUCCCUGUGACUCAAGUGUUCGCUCUUUUUGAAACGCAGGUCAUUUGGGCAGCUGUGCAAGUUGACCGCAAGAAACUGGCAGAACUAAAUACCAACGCCAAAGACUUCUGUAGCAAACUGGGUGACUUGGUGUUCCGCAACAAGUGUGGUAUGCAGAUCCACCGUUUACUAGUGGUAGGCGAGGACAUUAACCCCUUUGAUAUGAACGACGUGACAUGGGCAUUUGCGACGAGGUGUAGGCCGUCGAUGGACGAGUUUCAUUUUGAAGAUGUCCCGGCCUACCCACUCGUGCCGUACAUGUCGCACGGGCCUGGGACGAAACUGACAGGUGGAAAGGUCGUGGCUAACUGUCUAUUGCCGGAAGAAUAUAAAGGUAACCAGGGUUGGGUAACAUGUGAUUUUGAAAGCGGAUAUCCCGAGGGGGUAAAGAAGAGAGUCCUAAGCAGGCGACAGGAGUUUGGCUUGUAA